Messenger RNA from Nasonia vitripennis (jewel wasp), 9806 nucleotides. RefSeq names its product calcium/calmodulin-dependent protein kinase type II alpha chain (gene CaMKII). Bases 1175 to 3070 code for a protein of 631 amino acids. The transcript is spliced from 19 exons. The record is from RefSeq and is a predicted model, not a curated record. Gene Ontology annotation, cellular component: neuron projection; cytoplasm. Gene Ontology annotation, molecular function: calcium/calmodulin-dependent protein kinase activity; calmodulin binding; ATP binding. Lineage: Eukaryota; Metazoa; Arthropoda; Insecta; Hymenoptera; Pteromalidae. Gene Ontology annotation, biological process: protein phosphorylation.
GACCUCGAACUCGUCAGGCACGAUUCCCCCCCCUGCGACUCACGCAUCGUCGUCGGCACGUGCUGCCACCGCGGCGUCUUCGGCAAACAUCAGCCACUGCACACCCUCCGCGUAUAAAAACCACUCUCUCGCUCGCCCGCAACGACGUCGCAAGCUCCAGUAGAUAAAGGCGAGGAGCGAUCAGCCUGCGCUUCGCUCCCCUCUCCACGCUUGUCGCCGCCUACCGUUGCUCGACGGCACUACGCGAGUCAGUCGUCGUGCCGCCGGCGAGCAGUGCGGACGUAGCUCUUUCGAUCUUAACGUUCUCGCAUACGCUCGUUACAACAGCUGCCUAAGCAUAUCCAAAGAGACUUGUUCGAAAAAAAUUCCCCCUCCCGAGGGAGAGAGAGAGACAGAAAAGCCACGCGCGUAUCCGCAAGCUCUCGCGACUCGCGGGGUGUGCAGCAGACCAGCAGUCAGAAGCAGUAGCAGGGAAAUAAAGCUUUGCCGUUCGGUCGUGGUGCGCGCUGCAGCGCCGCUGCCGCCGCCGUUUAUUGAUCGGCUCGAGCCGCCAAGUUUAGCCCCCUGGGCGAGAGCGCGCGCGCAAGUUCGUUCUCUCCGCUCUCUCUCUCUCUCUCUUUCUCUCUCACUUCGUUUCAGUAGUGUGCGAGUGUCCGCCGUAGUUGUCGCCUCCCCCUCGUGCGUGUGUUUCUCUCUCGAGUAUAGUUCCUCUCUCUCGCGCGUUGGGACCAUCACCGCGACGAGAGCAGACUGCCACUUGCGUUUUUUUUUCUGUGAUACGCAAGCUGCGGACAGUAUAGACAGCGUCGUCGAGUACGGAGAGAGCAAGAGCGAGCGAGUGGAAGAAAGAUAGAGAGAGAUAGAGAGAGAGAGAGAGAGAGAACCCGCACCACGGGGCCCAGCCAGGCGGAGAGUAGGAGGAGCGGCGCCGGGCGCCGCGGCCGGGUCGACCACUACUAGCUCGUAGUAGAACCGCUGCUUCCGCCGCUCUGAGCGUUCGAUCGUCCGCUGCAUCGGAGCAAUAAGCACAGGAGCGAGACAGAGCGAGAGAGAGAGAGAGAGAUAGAGAGAGAGGCGGCAGACAGAGGGCUGCGCCGCCCGCUCGUAGUUAAGUGUGCACGCAGGAAGAAGGAAGGAAGCAACGCUGGUACGCUCGUCGCUCGUCGGCUCCGGCAUGGCUGCCCAACCGGCUUGCACGCGCUUCAGUGACAACUACGACCUCAAGGAGGAGCUCGGCAAGGGUGCCUUCUCGGUGGUCCGGCGAUGCGUGCAGAAAAGCACGAACCUCGAGUUCGCCGCGAAAAUCAUCAAUACCAAAAAACUCUCCUCCAGAGACUUUCAGAAGCUCGAGCGAGAGGCGCGGAUAUGUAGGAAACUUCAGCAUCCAAAUAUCGUAAGAUUACACGACAGUAUACAGGAGGAAAACUUCCACUACCUCGUAUUCGACUUAGUAACCGGCGGCGAGCUCUUCGAGGACAUAGUCGCGCGGGAGUUCUACAGCGAAGCGGACGCCUCGCACUGUAUCCAACAGAUCCUCGAAAGCGUCCAUCACUGCCAUCACAACGGAGUCGUGCACAGAGAUCUCAAGCCCGAGAACCUGCUCUUGGCGAGCAAGGCGAAAGGAGCGGCUGUGAAAUUAGCGGAUUUCGGAUUAGCGAUAGAGGUACAGGGUGACACGCAGGCAUGGUACGGUUUCGCGGGAACGCCGGGCUACCUGAGCCCCGAGGUGCUGAAGAAGGAGCCCUACGGCAAACCCGUGGACAUCUGGGCCUGCGGAGUCAUCCUCUACAUUCUGCUGGUCGGCUACCCUCCGUUCUGGGACGAGGACCAGCACCGGUUAUAUGCACAGAUCAAAUCCGGAUCCUACGACUACCCAACACCAGAAUGGGACACCGUCACACCGGAGGCGAAAAACCUCAUCAAUCAGAUGCUGACGGUGAACCCCAGCAAAAGGAUCACCGCCAGCGAGGCCCUCAAGCACCCAUGGAUCUGCCAACGUGAGCGCGUUGCCAGCAUAGUCCACAGACAAGAGACUGUCGACUGCUUGAAGAAGUUCAAUGCCAGGCGCAAAUUAAAGGGCGCCAUUUUGACCACGAUGCUGGCGACAAGGAACUUUUCCAGUAAGUAUGAGGCACCCGGUCGAAGCAUCAUCACGAAGAAGGGCGAUGGAUCGCAGGUGAAGGAGUCGACCGACAGCACCACAACGCUCGAGGAUGACGACGUCAAAGAGGAUAAGAAGGGCGGUGUCGACCGGAGCAGCACGGUCAUUGCCAAAGAACCCGAAGUAGCGUACGCCUCGCAAGGGACGCCGCCGAGCAGUCCUGCCGCGGCGGCUUCGGUCUUCUCCAGAGUGAUAGGGGCGGCGCAGGCUCAGAAGCAGACGCCCGGAAGUCCUCUCGGAAUCGCCGCGGUUUUGUUGCAGGGCGCACAAGCGGUGGGUAGCGGCGGCAGCAGUUCCAGCCAUAGCAGCAGUAGUAACAGCCAGAACAGCCAGAGCGGAGCCUCGCCGGUCUACCUCACCUCCGCAGCCACGGCGGCAGCCAACGGCCUACUCAACGCGCCCAGGCGCCAGAGCUCUGCCUGCACCGAGGCCGAAGGACCACGCCAGACGCCCGGAGGCUACGUGCAGCUGGGCUACGACCUGGAAGACGCUCGGCGCCAGGAAAUCAUCAAGAUGACCGAGCAGCUCAUCGAGAGCAUCAACACCGGAGAUUUCGAGGCGUAUACGAAAAUCUGUGAUCCCCACCUGACCGCGUUCGAACCAGAGGCUCUAGGUAAUUUAGUCGAGGGAAUGGAAUUUCACAAAUUUUACUUUGAUAAUGUAGUACUCGGGAAGAACUGCAAGGCCGUUAACACAACGAUCCUGAAUCCCCACGUGCACCUGCUCGGCGAGGACGCCGCCUGCAUCGCGUACGUCAGACUCACCCAGUACAUGGACAAGCAAGGCGUGGCACACACCCAGCAGAGCGAGGAGAGCCGCGUCUGGCACAAGAAGGACAACAAGUGGCAGAACGUGCACUUCCAUCGGAGCGCGGUGACGGGCCCCUCGCCCUUCUCCUUCAACAAGUAAGGUGUGCUUAAACGACCCGGCGAAUUUCACCGUCAACUCGACAACAGCAACAGCAGCGGCUGCAGCGCCGACGGCGCCGCUUUCAACGCCUGCAGCAACAAGCGCCAGAAAACCAAGAGCUAAGAAGAACAACCCAAAAGCUGUAGCUACAACACACUUACACCUAACAAAACACGUUGUUGUCCCACUGAUGAUGUUGAUGAUGAUUUUGAUGAUGAUGAUGAUAAUGAUGAUGAUGAUGAUGAUGAUUAAGCCGAGGAUUAUUGUUGCGAGAGGCGAUGCAGACAAUGAUGAUGAUGAUAAUGAUGAUGAUAACGAUGAUGUUGAGGGAAACGCGUAGCAGAAGCAGCAGCUAUACCCGUACUUAUAUCCUACACUGCACGAGACGAAGAGACGGAAGCGGUGACGUGAGAGAGGGAACCAUGCUUACAACUCUUAUAUUUCUUAGCUAGAGUAACAAAUUUUAAGCGCGUACCGUAGAGAAGCGAGUCGCUUAGAGUGAUCUUCGGCCAGUUCGAGCCUUAAAAUCGACCAACGUGCCACCUAUAUAGCCGCGUUAAUCUCUCAAUCGAGAAAAGCAAGAAACUGCAACAAAACAAAACAAAAAUAUUAAGAGAGAGAAAAACAACUUAUUAAAAAACACACACAACCACUCAGGGGUCUCUUCGUCCGGGCCCGAGACCCUCGGAUCAACAAGACUGCUAUCGAAACGAUAAGGGCCAGCAUUUCAGUGUCUACUUAAGUAUACAUAGUCGAGAAAAAGAAGAUAAUGAUGAUGAUGAUGAUGAUGAUGAUGAUGAUGAUGAUGAUGAUGAUGAUGGUGAAAGAUGAUUUUAAGAGAGAUCAACAGAGGGAGAUCAACGAGGUUACCACGGUGCAUGAUAUUGAAUCCUGAGCUUGUUGAGAGACACGGUGAAAAUUGGACAAACUUAAAAAAAAAAAAGAAAUGGCCAUAGCGGGUCGAGUAUCAAGCGGAGGACGACACACAAAAAGAAAGUAUUAAACACGCCCGAGGUAAAGAGAAAUGGUGGUGGAUGAUCGUCGCUACUGCGAAAACAAGGGGCUGAGGAGAAUUAUAAGCGAGAGAUAUAUACACAUAUAGAUAGAGAAGAGACUCCGAUCGGACCAAUCGUCAGCGUUCCUCAACUGUUCCGCACCUAUAUACACGCAUACACACAACACACACGAUUCGAUAGCUGAUGCACUCGACUCGCGCAAGCGCACGACUUACAAUCGCUCCAAUGCUCUACUACGUAUAUCCGUUUGAUGAUGGAAACAGAGAGAAAGAAAGACACAUGUAAAAAGGCAUCUGCAACAACACAUAACACACAUACACGAAACACAGCUAAAUUAAACAAGAGAAAAAGGAAUAACUAUACUCUCUGAAUAUACUAUGUACGAGCGCCCGGAAGAGAGGAAAAGAUUUUAAACCAAAGCAUCCAAAAAAAUAAAAGAUAUUAUAAAAAUGCAAAAAAUAAUAAUAAUAAUAACGCAAAAAUUGUAAUCGCUCGGAGCUGUGUGUUGUCCUGCUGUAAGUGUGCGUCCGUGUGUGAGGCUGCGUGCGUAAGUGUUUAUUAUCUACGCAUAUAUGAAAAUAAAUAUUAUAUAUAAACCAUACGUCUCGAACGUUUCUCGUUCUCGCGCAUUUGAGUUUUUACGAGCUUCACGCGGUCGUUCUUUUCUAUCUUUUUAGAAUCGUUGAUGAAGUAUGUAAGGCCAGAAAAACCGAAAUCGUCCGUUUUAUCGCGAAGGAUCGUGAGGCUGCGAUGGGGAGAGCACGACAUGUCUACCAGAAUAUGUAAGCAAAAUAAAAUAAAUAAUGUUUCAACGGCGCGAUACGUGCGGAAUCUUUCCGAGAGUGAUUGAAGCUCUCGUACACACCAGCGUAGUUUUUUCUUUCCGAUGUGUAAUAGCGACGACAGACACAAAGACACACGUAUUGCUCAAAUUUUUCCCGACUCGUUAACACUUUGUCAAGUUCAAAUAUGAUAUACAUAUUAUAUAUAUAAACAAGAAAAAACUACUGUCACUUUACGAUGAAAAAAAAAAAUAAUAAUAAUAAUAACAUUGAUGCUGCUGAUAAACGAAUGUAGCGGAUCCGUUGGCGAUAUGGGAGGAUCGAAGGAUCGGUGGCAGUAGCUGCCUGAGCAGGCUUUAAGAUAGCGGUCGACGAUGAUUAUGAUAAUGAUGAUAUAAUGAAUUGUACAGGAAAAAAAUCUUUUAAAUCUUCCACGAGUCGUUUCUUUCGUAUAAAAAAAAAGUCAUUUCUAUAUAGUGCGUAUAUUAAUAAACGUGAAGGCACACCCUGUAAUGUUUACGUUGUUACUCUAGCAUCUCGUACUCUCGUACUAAUUAGGGAAUAAAUAUCAGGAGCAAAAGAGAAAAAGAUCGCGACGCCGGAGACACUUACACACACACGAGCUGCUCUAUAUACUACUUAUAUAUGUGUAGCGUCGUCGCGCGCAACAUGAAGUUUGCCGUAUAGCGAGAGAGAAAUAAAGUAAAAGAAAAAAAUAAUAAAAUUAUAAUAUGAAUCACUUUCACCCUUUCACGCGCAUGUAUAUGUACAUACAUAUGUUCGAGUGUGAAAAAGUAAGAAGAGAUAAACUUUUUUCAUAAGUAAGUAAACACGAGUUUAUGAAGUGGAUGAUUUUGAUGAUGACGACGACGAUAAUGAUGAUGGUAAUGAUGAUGAUAUGAGCGAGAGUAAGAGUGAAUGGCGCGCACGUAUGCUGCGAGGGUAGCCGAUAUGGAGCUUCGAGGGAGCAUUUUAGAGGGGAUGAUGGUGAUGAGUUGAAUGUAGAAUUCGAUGCUUACAAACGAACGAAAGAAUCGGUGGGCAAACCAAAGCUUGAGUUGUUCAGGGUCGGGCGAACGCGACGAGGACAAGUGUACUCCGAGUAUGAUCCGCGCUCUCUGUCGUAUCUCUCUUUAUAUAAUAAAUGUUAUAUAAAUACAUACAUAUGAAUUUAAUUAAAACAAAAGAAACAAAAAAGACAAACAAAUGAGUAUAAGAGUGUGGAGUCAGCAACGAAGCUUGCCGCGUGCGCUAAAUAGUUGGUUGCUCGUCACCGAGAGAAAGAGAAAAUUUUUGGUAAAAAAAGUAAAAAAAAAUAUGAGAGUGCAGCAGCAAAUUUGAGAGAAGAGAGUGGAGAGGCAUUAAGCGAUUAAGAUUGAAUUUUUAUCGAAUUUAAGUCACUACGAUAUGAAUCUUUCUACACGUUCGUACAUCCUUUACUAUAGUGUGUAAAACUAAGUAUAAAUGAAAAUCUCCAUCUAAAUAAGAGAAAGAUUAAAGGAACAUUUUUCGCCAUCGUAUAUAUAUUAUAUAUAAAUAUAUAAAUAUAUACAUAUUAAUAAAAGAAACUACGAUAAAGGUAUGAUUUAAUAUAUUGCAAGAAUGAAAAAAAGUACUAUAUAAAUAUAAAUAAUAUAUAUAUAAUAUAAAUAUAAAUAUAAAUAUUAUUAAGGUAAAAUUAAAAGUUAUAUGAAUAUAGUUAUUUCUACUAUUCUGUAAUUCGUCGCUUCUACGUGUGAUUGUUGUAUAAAGUAUUUGCCAUUAAUUUCUUCUCAGACUUACUAUACGCGUUAUACGAUUAUAUUGCCAUUAUUAUUAUCAUAUUAUAUACUGUUAUUCUCUGUCAUCGUCAUUGACAUUGCAAUUUUACUAUUACCGCCAGCACCACUGCGCUAUAUCAUUAUAUCGACUAUUGAUUAACCGUUCUAUGUAUCGAUCGACGAAUCUUGAAUUAUCAAAGCAGAAGCAAAGGCAAACAAAUAUUCAAUUCAACUAAACCGUUAUCUAAAGCAGCCGAUGUUACCAGAAAAAGAUAUUGCAACUUCAGAUGGACUGCGUAAUAUGAUUGUUGUAUUCAUUGUGUGCAAUAUUUCGUUUCCUAUAUGAAUGCGUACGACGCAACUUUAAUCGAUUAUAAUUGAAAGCUCUUCAAAAUAGACGCCGGUAUUUCCGCGCUGCCAUAUCUUUAUUGCCGUAUCGCUCUACAUUAACAAAACAAAAAAAAAUACCUAUUCAAGGAUGAAAAAAAAAAAUUUUGCGGAAUAUAGCCGAUUGCGAGCGCGAUACCAAAAAAGAAAAGUAAAUGGCGCGAGGUUUACAACAAUGUGCGCGCGGUGUAGACGCGAUAAAAGCGAAGCUGGUCAUGCUUAAAGUUGUUUCUUCUUGUUAUAUAGAAAAGAAUUUACUACCGCGAGUCGUCGACGCCUGACCGAGUCAAGCUCUCGGCUGAAAGUCUAUAGAUACUUACCAUGUGUAUAUAAUAAGCUUCACAAACAAGCUUGAGAACAGCAACACUGUUGGGAGCUUGCAUGAAGUUUCCUUCCCGUAUACAUUCAAUCGAUUCAUUCUUCAUUCAAAGCCGUAUAUCUCCGUUGUUAUAAAUGACCUGAAAAUUCAACUUUGUGCUUCGAUAACAAUGAGAUUACACGAUUUUCAUUUGUAUUCCGUCUUAUUGAAGAUUCAUGCAAGUUGCCGAUUUUAGCUCGACGUUUGACACACAAGAGUCGAUUGAUGUACUCCUUUCUUCUCAGCCUUGCUCCCCCCAUGAUAUCGACUUCUGUUUCUCUGUCGUAUACCAAGAUGUGCGCGCACGUAAUAUAAUCUGUCGAUUUUAUCCUUCGUCUUGAAUAUGCGAUUGUGUCAUUGUCCUGAAUUUUAAUGUCGUAGAUUUAAGUUUUCAUGUGUCUAUUAGUGGAGAGAAAGCCAGAAGACAUAAGAAAGGAGAUGAAUAUACUUUCAGCGAGGCAGAGCUUGAAUGAUCUUCGAUCGUCGACAAGAUUGAAAUAUUUAAUACUAUGGGUGUGUGCCACUUGUUGACUCAGGGCUUUACUGUAGACCUGCCGCGUCUUCAUGAAAAAAAAAACUACACGAAAUUAUACUUAAAACAAAUUUAACCUCUUAACGAACGUAAUAUGAAAUACCAAAAAAGACAUUAGAAAAAAAAAUACAAGAAAAAACUCGAAUAAAUCAAAUAAUUAUUGUCAAAUUUUAAAAUAAAUAUUUCAUGUACUCAGAUACUAAAAACAUCAUACAAUUACAAUAGUCUUUCAUUAUUAUUGUUAUAUAUAAACAAAGCUGUCCUUUUAUAUAUAUACAUAUUGUAGAACAACUUUGCAAUAAAGUUCUGAAAACAGUUAAAAGAGAAAACCUUCCAAAACUCGCAAACCUUUUGAAAAUUCUUCUUUUUAUUAUACUAUUUUUUUAUUGACGUUUUAUUUUUAUUUCUUUAUAUACGCAACUUUAUAUAUAUAUAUUUAUAUGCAUACGGUCAAAUACGUUAAGCGGUUAAACCGAUAUUUUUACGCUAUGAUAAAAAACCUGAAACAAAAAACUGAACACAUAUUAUAGUGAAGUCGACGAAUAACUGAUUACAAGCGUUUGGUCCGAAAAAUCAUGCAUCGAGGGGUGAAAUACAGAAAAAAACUGACCAACUGAAAAAAGUAAACCAGAAUCAUAUUAAGGGCGUCAACGAGAUAAAUAUAAAAAAAAAACGUGGACAUCGAGCAGAUACUCACUGUUUGGCCUAAACUAAUGUCGAUUCAGAUAUGUGACGAUUAUGAAUUAGCACAGUACAUUAGAAAUAUAUAACGAAGCAUGAGCAGGCAACAAAUUUUAAUUGAAGCAAAAACAUUAAACGAUACCUUUAUAUAAGUCGGUUCCGCGAACUAUUAAGCCUUUAUACAAUGUUGUUUAUCAUUUGAAGAGUAUUAGGUAUACACUUAUCAAGAAUUGAGCUUAUAUUAUAUAGACAAAAAAUGAAUCUUAUUCAAAGUAUAAUAUAUACUAUUCAAAAUAGCCUUUGGCAUUGUUCGCUCACGAGACUCCCCGUAGUAUUGAAAUAUUCGAUUUGAUAAAUAAAGUAUAUCAAAAACUUGUUCAUCCCGUUGUUGCUCACAAUUUUUACUUGCUUCGAGUCUAUAGUCAAGCUAAACGAUGUACUUAAAAUUUCAACUGUUGAUAAAGUUCACCCGUACAUGCGUUUCGAUAUUUUUACAUGUUUCUACGGAACAUUUCUCAGUAAGGAUUGCAGAGCUAUAUCUCUAAUAUACAUCGGUUAAAUAUACACAUAACUGCGUUGUCACUUUCUCGUUGUAUAGAAGUUAUACGUUAUUUGUAUAGGUAGAUGUGUAUUCAAUUUUAAUCGACAUAUGUGUAUACGCGAACACGUGUAAACCUUGUUUCUCAACUUUGGGAAAAGAACAGAUAUAACUCGCCCGAAACGCGCAACCGUUCCUUUUUUGACUACACUUUUUUUCAUUUUUAUAUAAUAAUAAGUGAUUGUUAUAUCGGUACGUCUCACUCUCGCGGAUAUUAAACUAUAAUGCCUGUUCUAUAUAUAUAUGCAUACAUAUUAUUUCUCAACACUUGUUAAACCAGCUCCAAUUGUUUACUUUUUGUUUUAUAAUGAUACAGUUGUAUAAAAAUAAUAGACGGAAGAGUAUGGCGACAUAGGGGAGACGAGUAAUUGUUGCAAGGCAGCGCUUAUAACUGAUACGACUGUGUAAGUGUAACUAAUUAUUGUUUUUACUAUACACAGAAUAAUAGUGGGAUUGUUCCCUGGAAAGACGGACACGAUUCUAUAUGUUGUGCGAGACGUACCGCAAAAUUCAAAAAUGGAAAAAAUACGUUCGUACGAUUGUUGCACCUACAUAUUAUAUAUGAUAUACACACUGCGGGCCGCAUUUUCCUUAAAAAAAAAAAAAAAAAAAAAAAAAAAUA